This is a messenger RNA of Neodiprion virginianus, 1268 nucleotides long. It is a transcript of the gene Tim9a, whose product is annotated as mitochondrial import inner membrane translocase subunit Tim9. Bases 344 to 616 code for a protein of 90 amino acids. The record is from RefSeq and is a predicted model, not a curated record. NCBI's taxonomy places the organism in Eukaryota, Metazoa, Arthropoda, Insecta, Hymenoptera, Diprionidae. The transcript has 2 exons.
AAACCACGAUUCAUACCAUACGAAUAAACGUUUGGAGGGCAGUACUUUUAACUAACUUCAGACAUGGAAACGCAGUAAAUUGAACCAUCUCUGAUCCUAACGUGCAAGAAUACCGAUUUUACACAUAAUUUGUAUUUGCCAACUCUUUACAUCAGCUGUAGAAAUAUUCUAAACCCAAAGAUUGACUAGAUAAAUUCGGAGUUUCUUAUUGACCAGUAAAAUUCGCAACUUCCACGUAUAUAGAUUGCCACAGUUUUAUUGGGACGUACUACUAAUGAAAUAUCUUGUUGGAUUUGCGAAUCCUUACUUAACAUUCUAGUCAAUCAAAACUUGAAUACUAAAAAUGGAAAUGCCGACUGAAGUUGAUGCGGAGCAAAUCAAGUCGUUUAGAGACUUCUUGACAUCAUACAAUAAGCUAUCGGAAAUCUGCUUCAUUGACUGUAUAACCGAUUUUACAACACGAGAAGUGAGAACCAAAGAGGAGAAAUGUGCGCUGAAUUGUAUGGAGAAAUAUAUGAAGAUGAAUCAGAGGGUCUCCCAACGCUUUCAAGAAUUUCAAAUGAUAGCCAAUGAAAAUGCAAUGGCAGCAGCUAAAAAAUUAGGUCAAUUACGCUAAUAAUACUACAUUUAUUUUUGGUCAUUUAGAAUUUUAUCAACAAGUGCUCCUCGUUCUAUGUUAUAUGCUAUUAGUUAUAUCAAAAACGUCUUACUAUAUGAAUAAACUAACGCAUGAAUUUUAUAGAAGUAGUAGUGUAUUUAUUGUUAUAUUAUGUUUUUAAACAUAACUUCCACCAUUGGCCCAUCUUUCAUGAACGAGUUUUCAAAAACCCUAAUAGAAGAUGAUAAUAAUUAACAUAUACAGUAUUCCAGACUGUACUGUAGGUAACAACUUAACACUAUAGUUAUAAAUUAUUAUGAUCAUUAUUUCAAGUGAUAUUCCAAAAAUAAAUGACCGGAGAUCUACUUACACCUCAAAAAAAACUGAUAUACAUCUUCGAGGAAUUCUUGGGCAUGUUUCAUCAAGAUCUGGUUUAGGCACAAAAAUGUACAGAAGUAUAGUUCAUGAGACAUGUAACUGUUGUUCUGGUAAACCUUAGUAUAUCAAAUGCUUGUAAAUAAUAUUUCUUUAUGUAACUGUUCUUUACAGGCACUCUUACAAAUGUUUUAAAGUAUAAUUCAAACACAAGACAGGAUUGUAAGUUUCUCUUUUUAUACAACUAAAUACCGGUGAAGCGAACGGAAUUUUCUGAUAGAAUGAGAAAAAUUAC